Molecule: messenger RNA, 696 nt
Organism: Acaulospora morrowiae
Lineage: Eukaryota; Fungi; Glomeromycota; Glomeromycetes; Diversisporales; Acaulosporaceae
Source: the annotation of a GenBank genome assembly
AACCAGACUUCAAACUCUUCGAGUCACAAAGAAACAAAUUGUAAUUAUGAGCUUAUAUCUCCAUCAGAAAAAUUUGACAAUUCCAUUACAUUAAAUCAUGCUAUUAAAGUAUACCAAGGAGCACAAAUAAGACAAAAUUGGCCUAACCCUUUUGAGAUUGAUUUUCUCGAUAUAAAAGAACCUAAUGAUGUAGCAACAAUUUCAUGUAGAAUAGGUGACUUGAUAAUACCUUAUGCAAUUCUAGAUACUGGUGCAAAUGAUUCAUUAUAUACUAAUAAUAUUCCUGAGUAUUUAGGGAUAAAAAUAGAUAAGAAAAAUGUUCACAAACUUACUGGUACUGAAGAAGAUUCUAUAACAGUUUCUGAAAAAGAAAUAUCUGUAAUCCCCACAAAAAAAGAUCGAAAUGGAAAAGACAUAUCUAUAAUGAUACUUGGUACAAAAUGGCAAUAUCGUGUUGGGUGGGAUCCGAUAGUGAAAGGAGAAUUUACAGCUACACACAAUGGAAAGACUAUUACAAUUCCUCUUUCUACUCGCAAAGAAUUACGCAAUGCAUUUAAUACAAAAAAAUUACAGAUGUCAGAGGAACUUGAAAAAGCACUAUUUACUAGUGUUCAAACCAAUUCAGAAUUUAUUGAAUAUUAUAAUGAUUUGCGUAAUCAGUAUAAAGAAGAAAUCGAUUCUAUACUUUCGAAUUAA